Penicillium samsonianum is the source of this 1473-nucleotide messenger RNA. RefSeq lists its product as uncharacterized. The record is from RefSeq and is a predicted model, not a curated record. Bases 1 to 1473 code for a protein of 490 amino acids. Lineage: Eukaryota; Fungi; Ascomycota; Eurotiomycetes; Eurotiales; Aspergillaceae. The transcript has a single exon.
AUGUCUACAGAACAGCCUCGUACCCAAGAUCGCCCGGCUCUUGGCGAAUCAUGGGUGAUAGCAUCAACUGCUUCUCUGAAGGAAAAAGAAGACCCCACCAAAACACCAAAUACCCGGCAUGAAAGCAGCAAAGUGACCACAAAGACAGCCGACCCGGCAUCAGAGUCGCUGACAUCCUCAUCGUCAUCAUCAUGGACCAUAUCAGGCCCAGAGCUCAUCAUGCCCUCUCUCUGCGAAACGCCUAAUUUAGAGGGGUCAUGGGUAGAAUAUGUACGGAGUCCGAAGCAGCAAGGCUCAGAAAGCAUGAGAAAACGACGCAAAGUUUCCACGCCGAACGGUGCAAAGCAGCGAGAGCAGGGUCAGACCGGCGCUAAAACUGGAAAUGCAGACGCUGGUUCAUCUGCAGAAACGACCACCACCAAGCAAGCCGGCCUGGUUGUGAAAUCCAAGUCCAUAUUUCAUGGCCAUACUGCCCUCGUCCGCAAAUCAAUCAACGCAGUCUUGAUCGCCAUCAUCCUGCACCUGCUGGUUCUCCCCGAGGUAGUCUACCAAGCCAAAGAUCUCUGCCAUAUCCCAAGCAUCAAGACUCUAUAUCCCAACAGCUGCAUCACCUUCCCCGCGACAUACCCACCACGCAGCGCCUACCACCCAUCCGCAAUAUCCCCAGAAGAAACCCUCGCAACCUCCCAGCGCCAACUGGAAUCCAUAUUCGACACCGCGCUCGAAACCCUCACACCUCUAUCCGCAAUCCUCAAACAAAGCGACAGCAUGCUCUCCGACCUAGAAUCGCAACUGAAAUCAACCUUCCCAGACGCUCGCAACGCGCUGGACCUCGAAUUCACCGGGAGCAACCAAGCCGUUCAAACAGCAGUCUGGGAAUUCGAUUCUCUACGCGCAGACCUGCGCUCCGCAAUUGACAGCUUGCUCGCCUCGCGACCAGCAACCGAAAUAAGCGGCACAGCAGCUCUAGACACACGACUCGCGAUCCAAAUGCGACGACGCGAAGAGUACCUAGACCGACUGCGCUCGCAAAUCCGCAGCAAAGCAGACUCCCUCAACACACGAUUCACAACCCUAGACGACCACCUCGAAGCGGUAGAUGGGAUCGUAGCACGGGAAGAACGGCGAAGCCCAACAUUCCACAAGUACCGAUCUUCGUCUGAUGACAGCAGCAGCGACCGACUAUAUUCCGUUCUCGACUCGCUCCCGCUAGGACCAUUCGGGGCAUAUUUGUUCCGGGGACGAUCGUCAGGAGAUGCAGAUGGCAAUCCUGUUGCAGGGACGGAGUCGUCAUCUUCUGCCGUGGCCUCCACUGCAUCCACUGAACCCACACCGACACCCCGGCCCGCGGCAACUCUUGCCCUGCUCCGAGUCGCGGCCACGCACCAUCGUCCCGUUGCUGACUCGGUGUUGCGGCUAUCACGCCAGUUAAGGGAUGUGCGACGUGCGACUGGGGCCGGGUCCACUUGGUGA